This is a messenger RNA of Notolabrus celidotus (New Zealand spotty), 4471 nucleotides long. It is a transcript of the gene wdr75, whose product is annotated as WD repeat domain 75. Gene Ontology annotation, cellular component: nucleolus. The record is from RefSeq and is a predicted model, not a curated record. Bases 81 to 2585 code for a protein of 834 amino acids. Gene Ontology annotation, biological process: positive regulation of transcription by RNA polymerase I; positive regulation of rRNA processing. Gene Ontology annotation, molecular function: protein binding; RNA binding. Lineage: Eukaryota; Metazoa; Chordata; Actinopteri; Labriformes; Labridae. The transcript is spliced from 21 exons.
UCAGCCAACAAACAGGUUAACAUAGAAACCGACGAAGAAGAAGCUGCGUGUCAGAGGUCAGAGUUCAACUCGCUGAAAACAUGGUUGAGCACGGGGAUAUCCGCGUGGUUCACCGAGGAGGCAGUAAAAUAAACUUCAGGGAGCCUGUCAUAACCAAUGAUUCAAGGUUCCUGUUGUGCGCCUCAGGAGAGUGUGUGAAGGUGUUCAGCACCUCCACUGAGGAGUGUAUCCACGACCUGCGGGGACACACCGACCUGGUGACAGGUGUUCUGCUCAAACCCUCCAACCACCUGCAGGUCUACUCUUGCUCAGCAGAUGGCACUGUCAGACUUUGGGACUUCACAGAUGGCAUCCUCAUUAAGACUUACGUUAUUGGAUGCCCAAUCUACUCCAUCUAUGCAUCAGCAAACCAUGAAGGAGUCAUCUUUAUUGUUACUUCCACAAGUGACAAAAGAUCAGAGUUGUUCCAGCUGGUUGCCGUACAUCUGCCGCAGAGUGGAGAUCAGCUGGUGGAGGCCCGAGAGCUUUCUGCCGUGCUCGGGGACGUCAGCUCCAACCCAGCGGCCACUGACUUCGGCAGAGGGGGGGAAUAUAUCGCUUCAGCUGCAGGUUCACAGCUGCAGGUUUACUUCUUCAAGAAGCAGAAAGCAUACAGGUUUUCCCUCAAAGAAGACAACAAGAAGGGUGGAAAGAACACAUUCACGUGUAUCUCCUGUCACCCAAAAGAUGACUGCAUUGCCACUGGACAUGAAGACGGCAAAAUUCGCUUGUGGAGAAACUUUAACCAGAAGAAGGAGUACACGUACUCCACCCUGCACUGGCACCACAACGCUGUCAGCUCGCUCUGCUUCACCCCAGAAGGUACAAACCUGCUGAGUGGAGGCAUCGAGUCUGUGCUCGUCCAGUGGAGAUACAACCAAGAGAGCCAGCGGGACUUCCUGCCCCGUCUGGGCGCCGCCAUCACACACAUCGCCGUCUCUCCUGAUGGAGCGCUGUACUGUACCUCCCACAGUGACAACAAGAUCACGCUCAUCCAGAGCUGUGUCAAAGUGUCAGCUGUUAUUCAGGGUCUGGUCAAAGGAGACAGUGUGAGGACCGAGCUGAUGGUGGACCCUCGCAGUAAAUCUCUGGUGCUGAAUGGGAAACCAGGUCACCUCCAGUUUUACUCCCUCCAAAGAGACAAGCUGCUCUACAAUCUGGACAUCGUGCAGCAGGAGUACAUCCAUGAGUCAGGUCUGCAGCAGUUUGAGGUGGUCAAGGCGGCCUUUGAUGGCUCCGGCAGCUGUCUGGCUACAGUGGAAGAAAGAAAACAGAAGGUCUCUGAGCUGGAGCUGAACCUGAAGCUUUGGGCAUUUGAUGAACAAACACAGAGUUUUGUGCUGAACACAACCAUCUCGGCCCCCCAUGAUGACCGGAUAACAGCCAUGUGCUUCAGCCACACCACAGACAGCCAGACCACCAUGCUGGUCUCCACCAGCAAAGACGGACACUUCAAAGCCUGGCAGCUUGCUGGACCGGCCCACACAGAAGCAGAUGAAGGGCCGUCCUGGUCGUGUGAUUUUGUCGGAGCCUAUCACAGCCUGGUGCCCGAGUGCUGUUGUUUCUCAGCCGACGGCUCACUGUUGGCCGUCAGCUUUCAGGAGGUAGUGACCGUGUGGAGCUCGACCUCAUGGGAGCUCCUCACAACUCUGUCCCAGCCUCCAGGAGCCAUCAGGAAUCUUUGUUUUGGGCGACUAAGCUGCUCCAAAUAUCUGCUGGGAACCACGGCCAACAACCUGCUCUGCUGCUGGAACCUCCUCACCUGCUCACUGGAGUGGAGCACCUCGAUGGAUGUCAGCCUGCUGCUGGCUGACCAGCUCUCUGAGAACAUGGCGGCCUUCUGCGGUCAGGCUGGAAACACAGACUUGUUUGUGUUUAAGCCCAGUGAGCCUCGUCCGCUGUUUUCCCAGAAGGCUGUGUGCUCUGGGAAGGUGACUCGCGCUGUCUUUGCCCCGAGGGAGGAGAUGCUAGAGAGCUGUGAGGAGAGCAGCCAGUGGCUCAACAGAUCCCAGCUUUACUUCAUCACUCAGUACAUGGAUCUGAUGACGUUCACCACCAAGGCUGAGGAGGACAGACUGAUGGCGUCCAGCAAACAGCUUGUGAUUGAUGACAGCGUCGCCAUGACACCAUUCUACCUGUUGCUGGGAAAACACAGGCAACAGGAAAACGAGGACACACCCAGCAGCCUGUCUGCAGAGAGAACAGCUCUACCACAGGGAUCAGCUGCUAUCAGAGAGCUUCUGCAGACACCGGCCCACGUCUUGCCCUCCACCUCUUUCCUCUGCUCCAUGUUUGUACGGUCUCUGCUCAUCUCUGUUAAAGACACAAGAGAGGAAAACAAACAGGCCGAAGAGGAAAUGGAGAGUGAGAAAGAGGAAGAGGAUUCAGAGGAGGAAAUGGAGUCCAGCAUCUCGAAACCUAAGGAGUCAGUGGGAGUCAAUGCUGCAGAGUCUGCAGCCCCCCCUCUGACUAAAGCUCAGCUCAGAGAACUGAGGAGGGUGAAAAAACUGGACCACAGCUGGCUCUCAGGCCUGCUGGACCCCUGAACAUGACUGUGCACAAAGACAGACGCUCACUGACGCAGUGCUGAGAGGAAGUGUUCAUCAUGUCUAGAUUUUUUUUCUUUUGUAUGUUUGUUUUAUUGUUUUACACCAUUAAAAAGAAAAUAUGUAGAAAUGUAAACAAAUAUCUGUCCAAAUACAACGCGGACCUUUUCAAAGUCUAGUUUUCUUGGAAAAUAAAACAUUUCCUGUGUUACAGAUUUGUUGCAAACUGCAGAGAGUUUUCCUCUGAGAUUUCUCUAAAUCAUCCUCCAGUCCUGGAGCCUCUACCUCCACAUUUGCAACAAGCUGAAAAACGCUCUUUUGGAUAUAAUUUUCUUUAUUUCUUCUUUAGACCAACCACAAAUCAAUGAUUAACUUGCUGCUCAAACACAAGCAUGCUGCUCUUUGUGACGUGUGUGAGCAGAGUGUUUGAAUACUGUAGGUACAGGGGAGUCUAGAAACAUCAGCAAAAAAAGAAGCCUGUAAACUUAUUCAAUGCUGCAAGAAGUUUACUCAAUCACAACAUUUCAACCUGCUGCUGCCAAGUGAUGUCUAUCACCUAACAAAGACCAGCAAGUCAAAAUAUGGAGAUUUAAUAAACUACUUGCAGCAGUGAGGAAGUGCCUUUUGUUUUUCAGCUCCAAAAAUCCCUCCUGUUAAAAGUCUCUUACUUUUUAUCUACCAAACCUUCAAGCUUCUGCAGCAUUGAAGCAUCCCCAUAAUGCUUUGCAGCAGAUUUCAUGCAGAUCACUGAGGUGUUUUUUUUCCUAGAAGUUUUUGGUUUAGAUAUUUACUUCUAACAGUUUAAGGGCUUGUUUAAAAAGACUCUGUGUUCAGGCUGUGUCUCUGUUUUCCACUAAGCUUGGUCAAAUUUGUGUUUUUACUUUGACCACUUUAGCCUGAUAACCAAACAACUUCCUUACAAGGUGGGAAACACUUUUUGAAACUGUGUGUACAUCCCCCUUGGUAUCCAAAAAGUGAAUUUGUUUGUAAACAUUUUAUCCGCAGUUUUAUAAAGUUUUUUCUUGUGAAAUAAGAGGAACCAGUCAACAUCUUUUGAACUAUUCCCUGGGGUUUCAGUACCUAUAGAUUUAAAAUUAUGCUGAAUGAAGUAAAGUUGAAUCUUUAACACACCUUCAUCUAAUAUGCCAUUAUAAAACCUGCAUGAUUAUAAAUGAGCUUUAAACAAAGUUUAAAAAAAGCUGCAGGGGUUUAAAUUUACACAAUAGUUUUUUAAAGUCAGUUUUUUGCUGUGUACCAUUGUACAAAGAAAUUGGGGGCAUGAUCCAAACAUUUUAUUUAUUCUGUUUCCCUGUUAUCAGAAGUUAAUUUCAGUCUCUUUCUUGUGAUCUUUUCUUUAACAUCAGAUAAUCAUAACUUAAAUCAUCACAGCUGCAAAACAGAACAGAAAUAGUCUUAUUAAUGGGAGCUAUGGCAGCAUGGCAUGUUGUCUGAUAUCACAGUGAGCAUUCUGUUUAUCCCCUUGAAUUAUCCCACUAUUACAAGAUCACAAGAAAACGCAUUGUGUUCUCAAGAUAGAGAUUAAAUUGAUAUGUUGUAAGAGGAAAAGCAGCUUUUUCAUCCUGAGAUGAUGAGAAAAUGAAAUUUAGACCUCAAGAAAGAAACUGAAAUUAACUUAUCACGUUAAAACCAGCGUUUUUAUCUGGAGAUGAUGAGAUGAAAAGCUGAUAUGUUGAGAAAACAAUGGAAAGAGUCGUUAUGAAGGGAUUAAUGCGUAAUGUAUGGAUGGAUGUCAGCUUAGGGCUUGAACUCUAAAAGUCCAGUGGUAUGUAAUGUGAACUUUCUGUAUGCAUCUUCCUGUGCAGUUACACAUUUUUAUUUUAGUACUCUUUUUAAAUUCUAAUAAAAAGAUGUCUGCCUUUCUUAAA